Messenger RNA from Paramuricea clavata, 693 nucleotides. NCBI's taxonomy places the organism in Eukaryota, Metazoa, Cnidaria, Anthozoa, Malacalcyonacea, Plexauridae. The record is from the annotation of a GenBank genome assembly.
AUGCCACCUAAAAUAAACUUCAAAACGCUCUUAGGGAAGCGAGACAAUGCUAUACAUGCUUUAAAAGAAUUGUUUGAAGAGUUUGAGACGGUGUUUGAAAUUCAGCCACAAUUAAAAAGGCUAGAACAAAUAUUUACAAUACUCGAAACCAAAUACAGAAGUAUCAAGGAGCAGCAAGAAUUCAUCGCAGACAAAUAUGUAGAGGAGGGUGUAGAAGAAACGUUGAAGGAAGCUCACAAAAGAAUAGGUGACGCUGUAAAGGAAGAAUAUUUGAAGAUAUCUAAAAAGUUUGCUGCCUACCAAAAAGAAGUAAGCUCCAAGAAACCUCAAGAAGAGACAGAAACCUUAAAGGCAAUGACAUCCGCAGUUCUAAAAAUGACGGAGACUAUGUCCACGGGAUCAAAACCUAGUAAGAGUGGACUUGAACGUUUGCCAGUUCCAUCAUGGGAUGGCAGCCGUAGAAUGUACCCUACCUGGAGGAAGGAGUUUAAUCACUGGAUGAAAAAGUAUGCACAAGAUGAAGAUGAACAAUUGCAACGUUUCAGGAAGGCAUUGCCAAGCCAUUUGUGGUGGACAGAUCAAGUAAAGACCUGCAGAACCAUCGACCAAGCUUGGAAAAUCUUAGAUAUUGAAUUUUCAGACAAACGAAAGCUAAUGGAUGAACUCUUGGCAGGAAUUUCCAAGCACGACCAG